AUCCCGACGAGAUGCCCCUAGACUGAAUGGCGGUAUGCUUGGUUCCUUUCCUGGGCUGGGGAGAGCGUAAGAAGAGCCAGAGGAUAAGGAACUAUGCCAUAAAAUGAUACCACCGCCUUACCCUGCCUACAACAUCUAACACAGACUCGAUGCAAUAAUGUCUGGGUACUGGAAGAAGUCUUCGAGUAUACGGCGACGGACCGUCGUAUUGUCUCUUGCCUGUUCGGGUUUGUUACUGCUGUUUCUCUUCCAUGAUCAUAUGCUGCAGAGCCAAGAUAAACCAAUUCCCGUACCCGUCACCCCACCGCAGUCCCCUUCCCCAGGCUCACUCCUCCCCGGACAGCAUCAGCAUCAGCGGCAGUACCACGUAUCCCCUCAUCUGCAGCUGUAUUACCACGAGGACGACGCCGACAUCACCUCGGUCGAUCUCUCCAGCCCCCGCGCCCCGUUCAUCGCCUGGCCGCUGCGCCGCGUCUGCGCCGAGACCACCUACGUGCCAGGGCUGACCUUCGUGUGCGACAACAACAGCGGUGGGCCGGGCAACAUCCGCAACUACAUCCUGACGUGCGUGCGGUACGCGAUCGACGCGGGUGCGACGGGGCUCGUGCUGCCGCGCAUCCGCGCCCGCAGCCCCGACGACGCGUCGAACCUGUUCCGCAACCACCGGCCCUUCGGCUACAUGUUCGACGAGCCGCACUUCCGCGCCGCCCUGGCCGCCGCUUGCCCGCGCGUCGCCGUCUUCUCUACCCUCGACGACGUCCCCGGCGCCCGCGACCCCGACCUCGCCGCCGUGCGCGAGGGCCGCCCCGGCGCGCGCGGCGCCGAGCGGCUCGUCGAGCGCGUCACGCCCAAGGACUUUGGCGGCCGCCGCGCCGGCUGCGACGCGCGCGACCCCAACCGGCACACUGACCGGUUCGGGCCCGCGUUCCGCGCGUGGCUGCGCGAGACCGCGGCCGAGCGCGGAUGGACAGACACGCCGCCGUCGGGAGUGAAGGGGAAAGAGCUCGGCAUCCCGCGCAUCAUCCGGUUCUCGUGGGGCGUGCUGUGGGACUGGCCGACGCACCGCGACGGGCCCGAGCUCGCGGCCACGUUCGGCGGGCUGCUGCGGUUCCGGGCCGACGUGCUCGACAUCGCGGACGCGGUGGCGGAGGCGAUGCGCGGCACGGCGCGGCGCCUCGCCGUUCCCGAAGAUCCCGAUAGAGCAGCAGCGUCGGUCGCGAGGGGCCGCUUCCUCGGCGUACACCUGCGCUCGGAGGCGGACGCGCUCGCGCGCUGGCCCAGCUACGCGAACCAGACGCAGGCGUACCUGGGCGAGGCGGCGCGGCGCGGGUUCCGGGGCGGCGCGGCGUACCUGGCGUCGGGGGACGCGGGCGAGGCGGCGCGGUUCGCGCGGGAGGCCGGGGCGGCGCUGGGGCUCGCGGUGCGGACCAAGUUUGACCUGCUCGACGCGGCGGAGGAAGAGGGAGGAGGAGGAGCGGGCGUCCUGGCGCGGCAGCUGCGCGCGCUGAGCUGGGACCAGCAGGCGCUCGUCGACUUCGCGGUGCUGCUGCAGUGUGACUACUUCGUCGGCGUCAGCCCGAGCAGCUUCAGCGUUAACGUGGCGCUGCGGCGGCACCUGCGCGACGAGGGCCUGCUCGCGCGGCCGUGGCGUGUCGGCGGGCCUGGCGACGGCCGCAGCUGGCUCGUCGGCCGCUGGGACCGGUACUGGGACGACUGGCUGUUCAUGUUCGACGGCAUGUGGCCGUGACUGGGGGAGGAGGAUCUGCACGUUGGCCUUGCGGUGUUCGUUCGUUUUAUGGGCGCGAUUCUCGGGCGGGUACGGAUAUUUAAGGUCCAGAUUGUAUCUAAUUCCUGCCACGCUGAAUGCUAGCUAUCUCGAGGCGGUAGGCCGUCGCGCGGCAAAUCAUCUCGGGUCUCGUGCGAAUUUGGCUCUUAUUAUGAUUACAGCAUUAGCACAUUACGGACUCGCCGAGCCCUGUAUCUAAGUCUACGGUUGUCCCUCGUGUCGUCGCUCCUCGUCUCAAAUGC
Messenger RNA from Durotheca rogersii, 2028 nucleotides. RefSeq lists its product as uncharacterized. The transcript has a single exon. Bases 158 to 1747 code for a protein of 529 amino acids. Lineage: Eukaryota; Fungi; Ascomycota; Sordariomycetes; Xylariales; Xylariaceae. The record is from RefSeq and is a predicted model, not a curated record.